AUGACAAUUUAUACAAUUAAUGAACUGCACGAAACAUUCAGUGUAUUUGAUAAGAAUGGUGAUGGAAUGAUAACAACAGAAGAACUGGGUACUGUUAUGAUAUCAUUAGGUCAAAGGCCAACUAUACCAGAUUUAAAAUCCUUUAUUAGAAAGGUCGACCAUGAUCGAAGUGGUACCAUUGAUUUUGACGAGUUCCUUCAAAUCUUCUCCAGAAAGAUAACAAUGGACCCAGAAAAAGAGUUGUACGAAGUGUUCCGAGUGUUUGACGAUAACAAAGAUGGGUUUAUAUCACCAACAGAGUUGUAUAAUGUUUUAAAGAAAUUGGGAGAAAAUAUCACUAUGAAAGAAGCUCAAGAAAUGGUGAAAGAAGCUGAUUUAAAUGGCGACGGAAGAGUAGAUUAUUCUGGUACGUAUUAA
Lottia gigantea (owl limpet) is the source of this 417-nucleotide messenger RNA. RefSeq lists its product as hypothetical. Lineage: Eukaryota; Metazoa; Mollusca; Gastropoda; Lottiidae. The coding region runs from base 1 to 417 and encodes 138 amino acids. The transcript is spliced from 4 exons. Gene Ontology annotation, molecular function: calcium ion binding. The record is from RefSeq and is a predicted model, not a curated record.